This is a messenger RNA of Desarmillaria tabescens, 1503 nucleotides long. RefSeq lists its product as uncharacterized. Lineage: Eukaryota; Fungi; Basidiomycota; Agaricomycetes; Agaricales; Physalacriaceae. The transcript is spliced from 10 exons. The record is from RefSeq and is a predicted model, not a curated record. The coding region runs from base 75 to 1334 and encodes 419 amino acids.
UGAUGACACAGCUUGAACAAGAACUGUGACCGUGUUCGAAUAAUUUCCCGCCUAACGACCUUCUUUUGCUCUCUAUGUCUCCCAAAAAUGAAGAACAGGACAACUAUGUCGACGCUGAAGACCAAUAUUAUGAUGAUGAGGACGAGGACGAGGACGAUGACUCCGAUUCCUUCAAGAUUGUUGAUCCCCAUCCUGAACCCACGACAGAGUUAUUCACCACCGAAAAGUUGCACAAGUAUAUUCAUGAAGGCAUGGUGGAUCUGAAUCCAACCUGGCAGCGAGACGUCGUAUGGUCGGAAUCAAAACAGAGCCUACUGAUAGACUCUAUCUUCCGAAAUUUCUACAUACCACCUGUGGUUUUUGCUGUUACGCUGGAUGACGAAGGGGAGGAAGUGCGAGUUUGCGUGGACGGCAAGCAACGUUUGACAUCAAUACAAAAGUUUAUUGACGGCCAAAUACCAUGUAGGGACCCUAGGUCAAGGAAGAAUUGGUGGUACACAACAUCGCAAUCGACGAAGAGUACGCGCGCAGAGUUGCCCGAAGAAUACAAGGAACUUUUUGCAAAAAAAGUGAUGCCAUGCGUUCUUUAUACCGCUCUGACUGAAAGCGCUGUCAGGGAUAUAUUUCAGAGAGUACAACUGGGUGUAGCGUUAACGCCAGCUGAACGGUUACAAGCGAUCUCCACACCGUAUUCUGAAUGGGUCGGGGAUCUUGUUCAAAAGUUCCUUCGUGUCGAUGGUGGCAUAUCCGACUUCAUAGUCUGGGACACGAAACGCAGCCGCGAUUUUGCCAACCUUGGCUACGCCAUGUUUUGCUGCGAUGUCAUUCAGACACGUCCCAUGCUAACCGCUGCAAAGCUUGAAAUCUGGCUCAACCGCCAAGAUCCCCCGCGCGAACAGCUGAAAAAAGAAAUGCAGAUUUUGCUCAAGGAUUUGUGUCAGAUAGUUUCAGAUAAGAGGUACAAUAGUGCCUUCAGCAAGGUGUCCGAGCGAGUAGCUCCGGUUGAAUUCGUCUUUAUAUGCGUUCUGGUGUAUGUCAUGGCCUCUGAUCCUUUGGAUAAAAAGGCGAAGGCUAUAUACAACCUCCGCUCCGCCGUUCGUUCUUCAUUUGGUGACAUACGGAUGCGCAAUGACACGUGUACAUAUUUGUGGGAUGCCGUUUAUGCAUUGAAGCGCAAUCCUGCCGCGGUACCGCAACCGUAUAUGGGAUCUCCCAAGAAGUCGAGAAAGAGAAAGUCUGAAGCUAUUGGUGGCGAUGACGACGAUUUUCGCCCUGACGGAUAUGGAGUUAGAAAUCUCCCUAAAGCUGUCAAGACGCGGUCUGGUAAACGGUAGCUUGUUCUUAUCAUGUAGAAUUUCUUUACUUUUGAUACCGUCAGCGGACAUCCUGCAAUUGCUGUAUAACACUAUUACUUGUAUUUUCUAGUUUCCUAGUUUUCUCGACUCUAGUACAACCCUAGUACGAAUUAUACCUUCUUUGACAUGGCGCUAGUCUGUAAGAAAG